Molecule: messenger RNA, 750 nt
Organism: Cyprinus carpio (common carp)
Lineage: Eukaryota; Metazoa; Chordata; Actinopteri; Cypriniformes; Cyprinidae
Product: NHP2-like protein 1
Biological process (GO): mRNA splicing, via spliceosome; ribosome biogenesis; maturation of SSU-rRNA
Cellular component (GO): small-subunit processome; U4/U6 x U5 tri-snRNP complex; nucleolus
Molecular function (GO): RNA binding
Source: RefSeq, a predicted model, not a curated record
CAGUGUGCCGAUCGUAAACACGUGUGGCGAGUCACUAACGUUAGAGUGUUGAAGAUCAUUCAGCUUCGCUGGUCAUUAGAGUUAUUUCUUUCGUUUAUUUGCUAAUCUUUAGACGUGCUUCUGUUUAGUUAAAUAGUACUGUCCUCCGUGAAGCUCAAGCCGAGAGGACCUGUGUGUUUAUAAGUUACGUUAGUCGCAGAUUAAAACACAAUGACUGAAGCUGAAGUGAACCCGAAAGCCUAUCCUCUGGCAGACGCCACGCUCUCCAAAACCAUUCUGGACCUGGUGCAGCAGGCCUCGAACUACAAACAGUUGAGAAAAGGGGCCAAUGAAGCCACCAAAACUCUUAACCGUGGGAUUUCUGAGUUCAUUGUGAUGGCGGCUGAUGCUGAACCUUUGGAGAUCAUCCUGCACCUGCCGCUGCUGUGUGAGGAUAAGAACGUGCCGUAUGUGUUCGUGCGCUCUAAACAGGCUCUCGGACGUGCUUGUGGAGUGUCGAGACCUGUCAUUGCCACCUCAGUCACCAUCAAGGAGGGAUCGCAGCUGAAACCUCAGAUUCAGUCUGUGCAGAUGGCUAUUGAAAGACUCCUAGUUUGAGCUCAUACUUCUUACACAUUUGUUUUCAGGUUUUAUAAAUGAUUUCUUUUUGUGCAAUCCUUAAGGAUUUUUUUUUCUUUUUGUAUGUUAGAAACAAUGUUGAGUGUGUUCCUCAGCAGUUGACAGCCGAAAUAAAGUUCGGUUCAAAUCAAA